UCUCUCCUUUUGACCUGUCAAAUUUUUUACCUUUUUUUUUGUUUGAUUAAUAGUCGCCCGUUGCCCCUUAGUAGUAAACGGAUUAUAGUUUAGGAAACGAAUAGAGUUGAAUAAUACUGCCUUUUUAUAUACUUUGAUAAUUAUUCUACAAGAUGGAUAAACUUAUUUCGUCAUUAUUAUGUUGUUCGGUUAGUUCUAAAGAUGAUUCUAACGAUAAAUAUCAUGCGAAAAGUCUGAAUAAUGAAACAAAACAGAAGAAAUCCAAGACUGGGAAUCAAAAAAGUUCAAGAAAUAGUUCUAGAAAAGAUGUGAAUAAGAAACUAAACAGUUCAAAGACUAGUUCUGAACUUACUAAUAAUUCGAAGAUUGAGUUACUAGAUGAUGAAAAUUCGAUUAAUGAAACUGAUACAAUUACCAAUACCAACGAAGAAUCAAAUAAUAAUACUCCAAAUAGUAUAUCCAAUAACCAAGGAAAUGAUUCAAAAGAAGAAGAUGAAAUUGAUGAAGAAUUACCCGAAAAUGAUGUUGAUGAAUCAUAUCUUGAUUUAACUAAAUUACAAGAAGGGCAAGCAUUUAAUCCUGAAAGUGGAUGGUUAUUAGGUUUAAAAAAUGAAAAAAUUUUUGGAAAUAAAAAAUGUCUUAUUCUUGAUUUAGAUGAAACCUUAGUUCAUUCUUCUUUUAAAUAUUUGAGAACUGCUGAUUUUGUUAUACCAGUUGAAAUUGAAAAUCAAGUUCAUCAUGUUUAUGUUAUUAAAAGACCCGGGGUUGAUGAAUUUUUAAGAAAAGUUGGUAAAUGGUAUGAAGUUGUUGUAUUUACUGCUAGUGUGAGUAAAUAUGGUGAUCCUUUAUUAGAUAAAUUAGAUAUUCAUCAAUCUGUUCAUCAUCGUUUAUUUAGAGAUUCCUGUUACAAUUAUCAAGGUAAUUUCAUUAAAAAUUUAUCUCAAAUUGGUAGACCUUUGGCUGAUUCAAUUAUAAUUGAUAAUUCUCCUGCUUCUUAUAUUUUCCAUCCACAACAUUCAAUUCCAAUUUCAUCUUGGUUUAGUGAUACUCAUGAUAAUGAAUUAUUAGAUUUAUUACCUUUCUUAGAAGAUAUAGCGAAACCAAAUGUUGAUGAUGUUGGUUUAGUUUUAGAUAUUACCAUAUAA
This is a messenger RNA of Hyphopichia burtonii NRRL Y-1933, 1145 nucleotides long. RefSeq names its product phosphatase. The record is from RefSeq and is a predicted model, not a curated record. NCBI's taxonomy places the organism in Eukaryota, Fungi, Ascomycota, Pichiomycetes, Serinales, Debaryomycetaceae. The coding region runs from base 153 to 1145 and encodes 330 amino acids. The transcript is spliced from 3 exons. Gene Ontology annotation, molecular function: phosphoprotein phosphatase activity. Gene Ontology annotation, cellular component: plasma membrane.